UGUUGAUCUAAAUAUUGGUAUUAUCUUGUUCUUUAGGUCCAUGUUGAUUGGUCCGAUCCGAAUCGCCCCCCCCGCCAUCUCAUUAGUGGAUUAGAUCGGCCUAGGAUGAAAGCCCGAAGUACGUAUGUAUAAGGUGGACUUCGGCCUCGAGGCGCGUGCAAUAUGUCUCCUAGCUUAUAGAGGGCUAGGUGGCGUAAGAAGUGUUUCGUUUAUACGCCCUUAGUAGUUAUACAUUAUUGGCAGUAUACGGUUUUCGCCAAGGCCUGUUCGUAUCUAUAAAACAGAGGCGUUCACCCAUCUCUUAUCUGUGGCCCCUUUUCUCCUUUUUUUUCCCUUCUUCUACUUUUCUUCAUUACCUACCUGACUUCCUAGCAAUCACUUCUACCCAGCUUCUACUCGGAACUUUACUACUUAUUAAGAUGACUUCUUCUCACCCCCUUUCCGCAACAUCUUUGUUUUCGCUAAAGGGUUGGGUCGCUGUCGUGACGGGCGGAGGAACAGGUGUCGGACUGAUGAUCACUCAGACACUGGCUGCCAAUGGAGCUAAAGUCUACAUCACCGGGCGCCGCGCAGACGUUCUAGAGACCAGUACUCGCAUCCACGGUUCGCCAGAGAGGCUGGGCCCUCUUGGGGGUAGCAUCGUCCCUAUUGCCAUGGAUAUUACGUCGAAGGAUAGCGUUAGGGGUGUCGUCGCCGAGAUCACGCAAAAGGAGGGUUUCGUUAACGUUCUUGUUAACAAUGCGGCAAUCUGGGUAGGACGGCCCACUGCGCAAGCGGAAGACGGGCCUGAGGCUUUUAGCGAAGCCAUGCUAGCCGAAAGUAAUGAAGACAACUGGCAGAAAUCAUUUGAUGUCAAUUGCACCUCGCAAUACUUCGUCACGGCCGCGUUCCUCCCGCUCCUCGCCAAAGCUGCGUCCGGUCCGACCGGGAGAGCUGGAAGCGUGAUCAACAAUGCCUCGGUGAGCGGAAUUCUUCGAAUGUCGCAGAACUGCCAGUUCUCAUACAAUGUCACCAAAGCGGCACUCUUACACCUAACGCGCCAGAUGGCGUUCGAGUUUAGCCACGAGAAGAUCAAUGUUCGCGUGAACGGCCUUGCGCUCGGAUACUUCCCAUCGGAAAUGACGACGGGCGAGUCUAACGACGAGAACGAGAGCACAGCUUCGAACGAGCGUUUUGCGCUCCUGAUGAAAAGCAUGGGCGCUGAGAGGGUAAAGCGCAUGGGAACGCCGCAGGAGGUUGCGAGUGUUAUUCUUAUGCUUGCUACAAACGACUUUGUCUGGGGCACCGUCUCGAUUGUUGAUGGUGGCAUGACUCUGACUGUGCCUGCAAAUAUGUAAAGGAUGGUGGCUAAUAGUCGCACGUUACUUAUUUUGGGAGCAUUCUAAAAUUAUUACUUGGAUGCUUGUUCUUAGACAAUCUG
Daldinia vernicosa is the source of this 1420-nucleotide messenger RNA. RefSeq names its product NAD(P)-binding protein. The record is from RefSeq and is a predicted model, not a curated record. Gene Ontology annotation, molecular function: oxidoreductase activity. Lineage: Eukaryota; Fungi; Ascomycota; Sordariomycetes; Xylariales; Hypoxylaceae. The coding region runs from base 420 to 1337 and encodes 305 amino acids. The transcript is spliced from 9 exons.